Gossypium arboreum is the source of this 4057-nucleotide messenger RNA. Its product is annotated as zinc finger BED domain-containing protein RICESLEEPER 2-like. Lineage: Eukaryota; Viridiplantae; Streptophyta; Magnoliopsida; Malvales; Malvaceae. Gene Ontology annotation, molecular function: DNA binding; protein dimerization activity. Bases 413 to 2488 code for a protein of 691 amino acids. The record is from RefSeq and is a predicted model, not a curated record. The transcript has 5 exons.
ACCAUAUCUUUUGUUACAUUUCAUUUCCCCAAUAUGUAAUUUAUUCAUUUGUAUACUCACUGCUACGAACAGUCUAUUAACACUACGAGAGUUUAGGAACUCCACGAUCUUCUCUUAUUUUAUUCCAAUUUCUGUCCCCUUUUUUUAAAAAAAUUAUGUCUUUCAUGGUGUAAUUGAGUAAUUUGUAAUCAAUCUAGUCUUUUAGUGAAUGUGGAACAAAGAUUGAUUUUGGAAUUGGGUCAUUUUUCAUUUAGGGUUUAUGUGAUUUUUUAUUCUUUAAUAUCAGAUAUGUAUUUGCUUAGCGUUCACAAUUUAAGGGUUUUUCAGUUCUCAUGCAUGAACUUUGCGUCAUUGGAACUGAUUCAUUGAUUCUCUGGAGUCUUUCCCUUUGGAUUUUAUAUAUUAUCAACUAAUGGAUAACUUUGAUCAGAAGCUUGGUCCAGAAUUUUUCAAGAAUCUCUCAGCGGAAGCUGUUACGCCAUUAAAUGUGGUUCAUGAAGAGAUAUAUGAAAGUUCUUCGAAGCGACCGAAAACAACAUCCAAAGUCUGGGAUAUUUUCGAGAAACUUCCUGCGCAACAAGGAGAUUCAAAGGCGAUAUGUAAGUUAUGCAGGAGAAUAUAUACUGCUAAAACUACUAGUGGUACUUCUCACUUGAGACGUCAUAUUGAGGCUUGCGUUAAACGUGGUAAUCAUGAAGUAGAUCAGCGCUCAAUAGAAGCAUGCUUUAAACCUGUUAAACGGAAUGCCAAUCGUCUCACUCUUUCGCAUGACACCUUGAUUUCUGCUACUACAUCCUUAAAGAACUAUAAACUAGAUGUCGAUGAGAUUCAUCGGGCGAUUGCAAUGAUGAUCAUUGUUGAUGAACAACCAUUCAGUGUGGUUGAAGAUGCGGGUUUUAGACGUUUACUGAGUGCUGCAUGUCCUGAAUUUCCGGUGCUGAGUAGGAGUUCUAUUAAAAGGGAUAUAAUUUCCAUAUACGUGAAGGAGAGAGAGAAUAUUCGUGAAUUGUUAGCAACAUGUCCUGGUCGGAUUUGUUUGACAUCCAGCACAUGGAAAUCCGAUUCCGAUGAUCACUUCAAUUGUGUCACCACUCAUUUCAUUGACCAUGAAUGGAGGUUGCAGAAGAGGAUUUUAAGGUUCAAGCUUAUGCCUCCUCCAUAUGAUAGUUUGUCUGUUGCUGAUGAGAUAGCUUUGUGUAUGGUUCAAUGGAACAUCGAGCACAAGGUUUUCAGUGUUACGCUGGAGAAUUUGUCGAGCGAUGAUUGUGUGGCUGACAUGCUGAGAUCACGACUUGCUGCGAAAAAGUAUCUCCCUUGUAAGGGUGUGUUUUUUCAUGUCAGUUGUUUCUUUCGCAUUUUGAAUUCGAUUGUGCAAGCUGGUUUGAACCUAGUUGUUGAUAUCAUUGCAAAGUUGAGACUCGGUAUUAAGUAUGUGCAGCAAUCUCCCCAUAGGAAGAAGAAUUUUUACAUAGUUGCUAAGACUUUGAACUUGGAUACUCAAAGAAAGUUGUGUCUCGAUACCCCUGCCAGAUGGAAUUCCACAUAUGACAUGAUAGAAGUUGCUUUUUGUUAUAAGAAUGCAUUCGUGUACUUGGCGGAACAAGACAAAAACUUUCUACACAAAUUAUCAGAAGAUGAGUGGGAAAAGAUGAGUGUCUUAUAUAAAUUUCUAAAAGUCUUUUAUGAGGUGACGUGUGUAUUUUUUAGAAACAGGCAGCCGACUUCAAAUUUGUAUUUCAAAGCAGCAUGGAAAGUUCAUAGUCGCUUAUUUGAUAUGGUUAGAGGUCCAGAAAAUUUCAUGACUCGCAUGGUCAGAGAAAUGCACUCGAAAUUGAACCACUACUGGUCAGCUUAUAAUUUGAUCUUGUCAUGUGCUGCGAUUUUGGAUCCUAGAUACAAGAUUAAGUUUGUUGAAUAUUGUUACACCAAACUGUAUGGUAGUGGUGCUCAGAAAUAUGUUAGCGUAAGCGUUAACACUUUGUAUGGCUUGUUUGAUGAAUACAUGCAAACUUCAGCACGCCCUUCUCAGACUACCUUAUUAUCAACUGCUGCCAGUAAAAUAUCCAAUGAUAAAGACGAAAACGAUGGGUUUGAAGAUUAUGAAACCUUUCAAAGUGCCAGGUUCCGAACUCAAGUGGAGAAGUCUCAACUUGAUCUUUAUUUAGAAGAACCAAGCCAUGAUCUAAACAGUGAAAUAGAUGUCUUGGAGUAUUGGACUUUAUGCUCCUUGAGGUAUCCAGAGCUUUCAAAAAUGGCCCGUGAUGUUUUAACCAUUCCAGUGUCCACCAUUGCUUCUGACAGUGCAUUUGACAUUACUCCUCAAGUGAUUAGCGCUGAUCGUAGCUCUUUAAAACCAAAGAUGUUACAAGCAUUGGUUUCUCUUCAAGAUUGGAUGUUGGCUUCUGAUAGAACAAGAGGUUUAGGCUCUAUGGAAAGCAAACCUGAAGAUGAUAGCUCCAGUUCUAGUGAUGGUGAUGAUGAUUAUUAGCUUAUCUGAAGUGUUGCAGAAGAGCCAUCUUGCUUCUAGGAAAUUCUGACAACUGAUUAACAAUGAGGUUCGAUUGACAUGGAUACGACGCGGAGUUAUAAACAAAUGAUGAAUCAUCUCCAGCAUAAUGUUCAAAGAAAAUGGAGCAAUGGACUCAUAAAAAGGGACCCCAAAACUCCAAAAAUCAAAUGAUAAUAUAUGGCAUUAACUGCCCCAAGAUCGUGCACAUAAUGCGGCUCUCUGAAAGGCCUGAUUUCGGAGCUGAUGAUAAACACUUGUGGAAAAGAUCACAGCAAUUUGUUUAUUUGUUUCUCAAAGAGCUUAGCACAAGCAUUGGACAAACUGGUAAUGGUGUUAAUCUUUCCAUGCUAAUAUUUGUGCUUUCAUCUUCUUCAAAUUAGGAGCUUGUUGAAGGAAACGAAAAGCUUUUGCUUGAACUUGAUGCUGGUGAUUAGGCUUUUUUGAGGGGUAAGUUCUUAAAGAAUUGCAGCAUUUAAUUUAUGCUAUAAUUUGUGUUUGGUAAAUAAAAAUAUCUACUAUUUGCAUCAUUCAUCUCUACUGUGGGAAGAUUUUAAAAGCAAUUUUAGAAUGAAAAAAUCAAUUGAUUAAUGAAUUUUUAUUGUUGUAGUUAAAGGGCAGCCCUCAUUGGCUUUAGGUUGUGUUUUGAUUAUAACAGGAUCACUGGUUUUUCUCUUUUUAAGAAGAAAAAAACUUCACAAGCAAUAUUGUGUUUGCAAAAAAAAAAAAAAAAACCAGAAAAGGUCACAUGGCUACGUGCAUAUGUCUUAGAUUUGCUUGUGGAGUAUUUUUAUUUCACCUACAAUGUAUAGAAUAAUUAUCCUAGUCUUCUAUAUUAUAUUCAAGAUUUUAGUUGUGUUGGUGUUCUUCAUCAAUUGCAUCUCAACUCAGUGGUAAAGUUAUAACUUCAUCAAUUGCAUCUCAACUCAGUGGUAAAGUUAUAAAAGAAUCUCUUAUUUAUCUUAAAAUAAAGCCUUCUAAGCCAAGUAAAAUCGACAACUUAAUCACCAAGUAAAUGACUCAAAAAAUAAAGAUAAAACUUUAUGGGAUAAGGUAAGUUGAUCACCAAUCUUUUCUUUAGCCAAUCUCGAUCAACAUCAUUAAUGUAGGGAUAAAACAUAUUCUAAGGGUCAUUUGUUUGGAGGUCAAAGCUAUCUUGAAGACAUGUCCGGAUUAUUGUCUAAAGAUCGCGAGAAUAAACAAGCAGAUCAAAGAGCUGCUGGAACAUGGAUUGAAACGUCAACACCAAGACAUUUAAAGUCUCAACAAUCUUCUGCUUUCACUCUUUGACAAAUCAUAAACAAAUGAUGAAAGGUAAACUCCUCUUACCACCAUGCCAGAAACAUACGAGAUACCAAAAUAAAAUGGCAUAAGUAACUCAUAAAAAGGAUGUUCAAUACAUCUGAAAAAUGAUGACCAAAUGUUGGAACUUGUUAUCAACUGUCCACAUGAUUUUUAUCAGGAAUUGGAUGAUUUUGUAGUGUUUUUAUAUGGGUAUUGGUUGUGUUUACUUAUGAGUGAUUAUAUGAAUAUAUAGUUUUUCGAGUAAAA